AUUCAAUGAAUCGCUUGAUUCAUCAAAACUCGGCGUUCAAGAGGAAAUGACCCUUUCGUGCGCAUUUUUCCUAACGAAUUACGUAGUAGAUACAAUUUCCUUUGGUAUGAUAAGUAAUUCGUGCAACUAACGAGCCAUGCAACGAAAUAUAUAUAUAUAUAUAAGAUCUCCACGCUAACGAGCUCAACGUUCAGUAAUCGAAAAAGUCAACAACGGUGAAUCUCUCUCCCCAAGAUGAAGACUAUACUGAUUGCUCUCGUGGCUGUUUGCUUCCUGCUCGGUGAAGUAUUCUCAGAAGACAAAUACACGACGAAGUACGACAACGUCGACAUCGAUGUUGUCCUCAACACCGAGAGACUUUUGAACGGGUACGUGAACUGUUUGCUGGAUCAAGGCCCGUGCACCCCCGACGCUGCUGAACUUAAGAAAAAUCUGCCCGAUGCUUUGGAGAACGAGUGUUCACCUUGCAGUGAAAAACAGAAAGAAAUUGCCGAUAAAGUUGUGCAAUUCUUGAUCGAUAAUAAACCAGAAAUAUGGGUUCUUCUCGAAGCAAAAUAUGAUCCAACAGGAGCUUAUAGGCAACAUUAUCUUCAGAAUCGGGUUAAAGAAGAAAGUGAUUAAAUUAACCUCGCAAUUCAAUGGUAUUUCCUUUUAAUUUUUACUAAUAAUUAGAUUGUUGCAUAAUGAAAUAAUCAAUUUUAUCAAUCUGUAAGUCUGUUCAAAAAUAAAUGACUAAAUUUAAAGCUUAUAGCUAGGUGAAUACAAUUUUCAAUAUAAUUUUAUUAAUAUAUUGUAACAUAAUUAUAUUCCAAAUUCAAAUAACAAUAUAGAUUUGGAAUUUAUAAAUAUGUAAAAAAUUAUUGAUAACAUUAAAAGGAUUUUCCAAGGAAAAGAUUGCAUUAAAGGAA
Messenger RNA from Apis dorsata (giant honeybee), 908 nucleotides. Its product is annotated as ejaculatory bulb-specific protein 3-like. Bases 235 to 621 code for a protein of 128 amino acids. The record is from RefSeq and is a predicted model, not a curated record. The transcript is spliced from 2 exons. NCBI's taxonomy places the organism in Eukaryota, Metazoa, Arthropoda, Insecta, Hymenoptera, Apidae.